Molecule: messenger RNA, 1327 nt
Organism: Ascoidea rubescens DSM 1968
Lineage: Eukaryota; Fungi; Ascomycota; Saccharomycetes; Ascoideales; Ascoideaceae
Product: ketopantoate reductase family protein
Exons: 1
Coding region: 169-1224 (351 amino acids)
Cellular component (GO): cytoplasm
Molecular function (GO): oxidoreductase activity
Source: RefSeq, a predicted model, not a curated record
GCCAUUUUAGUCUUUAUUAUCACUCCCAUAUAUAUAUAUCUAAAGUUUGUCUCUUCAAAUGUACUAUAUUUUUAAAUUGUUAGGUUCCUUUUUUCUUUUAUUUUUUUUGUUUUACUAUCUGAUCUUAUCAUUUCGUAACCUUUCAAAUUCUUUUAUCUAUCACACAAAAUGACCUCCAUUUCUGAUUACUCAACCUCAAAUAAAAUCCCUAAUAUUCUCAUAAUUGGCGUUGGUGGAGUUGGUUCAAUCAUUGCAUAUGGCUUAGAUUAUAAUAAAAAAUCAAAUGUAUCUAUUCUCGUUAGAUCCGACUAUACUAAGGUUGUAAACUCUGGUUAUACAAUCGACUCCUGUGAUUACGGUUUCAUUAAAAAUUGGAAGCCCAAUUGUCGCAUUUUUCCAGAUAUUCAAUCUUCUACCUCUUUAAAACCUUACGACUAUAUUAUUAUUGCUACCAAAAAUUUACCUGAUAUUAUCAAUUUUGAAAAAAUAAUUAAUCCCAUUGUUGAUGAAAAAAAGACAACCAUAAUUCUAUUCCAAAAUGGUUUUGGCAACGAAGUUCCCUAUCUUCAAAAUUAUCCAAAUAAUAUUAUUCUAAGUGGUAUUUCUCAUAUAGGCUCUCACAAUAUUAACACCUUCAUUACUCAAACACAAAAAGAUAAAUCCUUCAUUAGCUACUUUUAUAAUAAAAACAUCCCUUUACAAAUUCAAAAUCUCAAAACAAAUCACUUUAUUUCAAUAUAUUCCAAUGAAAAAAACGACGUUAACUAUUUUCCUGAUGCUCAAUAUUAUAGAUAUAGAAAACUAGUUUAUAAUGCUUCUCUUAACACAGUUUGUGCUUUGACAGGUGUUGACACUGGAAGAUUAGAAUUCUUUGGAGGUUUAGAUAAAAUCUCCAUUCCUAUCAUGUAUGAAAUUAUUGGAAUUGCUAAAGCUGAUAACGUUGAAUUACCUUCAGAUGUCAUCAACUCAGUUGUACACUCUGAUGAUGGUGAUUACUUUCAGCCUUCGAUGUUAGUUGACGUGAAAAAAGGGAAUCCAAUGGAACUAGAAGUAAUUUUAGGUAAUUUAUUGAGAAAGGCUAAAUAUUUAAAUGUUGACUGUCCAAAAUUAUCGUUUCUAUAUGAUUUACUUCAAAUUGUUCAAUUUAGAUUAAAAGAAAAUCGUUGUCUAAUUCCUCCAUUACCAGAAAAAAGACCAAUAUAUAAAGAAAAGUUUUAUAGUUAAUUAAUUUAAUUCCUAUAGAAAAUAUAUCAUUGAUUUAUGUUACACAAUAAAACCCAUUAAAAUCAUAACCUAAUCUUAAUUAUUAUCCCUAAAUAAUGUAAAC